This is a messenger RNA of Lampris incognitus (smalleye Pacific opah), 3065 nucleotides long. Its product is annotated as intestinal mucin-like protein. Gene Ontology annotation, cellular component: extracellular matrix. Gene Ontology annotation, molecular function: protein binding. Bases 86 to 2932 code for a protein of 948 amino acids. The record is from RefSeq and is a predicted model, not a curated record. The transcript has 19 exons. Lineage: Eukaryota; Metazoa; Chordata; Actinopteri; Lampriformes; Lampridae.
UACACCUGAGGAAACAUCCACUCCUGUUGUUCUCACUACAACCACGUCACCACCUAAUAUAACAACAUCUGCAACAGCAAGUCUCAUGACUACUUCUACAAGCAAACCAACUGCAUACUCUACUAGUACAAAGGAGGAGAUGUCAACCAUUCUUUUGUCCACAACAAUACUGCAAACAACAGAAAAAAGUGUGCCAACCACGGUUUCCACAUCCUUAACAACAACAUUUCAUUCAGUUGUCACUGGUCCCACAGAGCCCACAGUGUCCAUAGUACCUACAGCUCCGCUUGUUGACACCACUACUACUUUACAACCUACAGCAACACCAUUAACAACAAGAGUCACAUCCCCUACAUCAACUGAAGUGUCAUCACGUCCCACUGUUGUGACGACAACAACUUCAUCAUCUAGUAUUACGUCCCCACACACAUCCACUACUGAGACUUCAUCAGCACCUGGACAAUCUACCACACCUCUCACAUCAGGAACGACAGAAUGCUUCUGUAUUGUUGAUGGCAAACAUUAUCGGCCAGGGGAGGUAAUAUUUGACAAGAAACACAUUGGAUCAGGUAUAUGUCUCACAAUGAUAUGCUCUGAUGUUUGCGAGAUUCACAAUGAGACUAGCCCUUGUUCGUCAACGCCUGCACCCGCUCCCACACCCUAUGUUCCCACCUGUCCUGAAUGGGAUAAAGGGCAAAACGAGACAUUUUUCAUUUGCAACUGCACACUGGCCAGAUGCAUUGAGAACAACACAAUUGAAAUAAUUUCAUAUGAGUGUCCACCCCUUAAGGAAAUCACUUGUGCUAAUGGAAAGAAACCAGUUAUUGUGCACAAUGAAACCAAUUGCUGCGACUAUUACGCUUGUGACUGUAAAUGUGACGGUUGGGGAGACCCCCAUUAUAAAACAUUUGAUGGCCUUUACUACACUUAUCAAGGAAGCUGUACCUAUGUCUUAAUGGAGGAAAUUGUACCGAAACACGGCUUAUCAAUUUAUAUUGACAAUGUUGUCUGUGAUGUCACUGAAGCUGUGUCAUGUCCUCGAUCAAUCAUUGUAGCCUAUCGGUCACAAGUUAUCACACUCAUAAAUCAUAAUGUCAUUGGAGCAGUUCAAAUGGAGGCUCUCCUUAAUGGAACUGGUCUGAAAUUACCCUUUUCAAGUCAAGGCAUUAAGAUUGUAAACACGGGGCUUUCGCUGGUUUUGGAAAUCUCUGAAUUCCAAGUUGUAGUUGCUUUUGGAUUGACCGGAUUUGGUGUCGACCUUCCAUUUAAAUACUUUGGCAAAAACACACAGGGCCAUUGUGGAACGUGCAACAACAACCAGGCUGAUGACUGUAUGUUACCGGAUGGCCAACUUGUUGAAAGUUGUGCUGUAAUGGCAGACUACUGGCUGGCAAAAAUCAUUCCUCAGCCCAGUUGCCAGAUACCAACCAUCCUCACAACUGUGGUUCCAGAAAUAAAGAGACCAUGCAAAUCAAGCUCUGUAUGUGAUCUGCUUAAAAGCGGGGUGUUUAAAGAAUGUCAUCCACUCAUCUCUCCCGACUCGUUCUAUCAGGGCUGCACUUUUGAUAGCUGUCAUACUGCAAAUGCAGAAAUGCAGUGCACAAGCUUGCAAAUUUAUGCUGCUGCCUGUGCUGAGGCAGGGGUUUGCGUCCACUGGAGGAACCACACCACACUCUGUGCAAGUAACUGCCCGUCAGACAAAAUUUACAAGCCAUGUGGUCCAGUAGAGCAGCCAACCUGUGAUGACGAACCUGAAACAUCCACUAUCAAUGUCACUAUGGAGGGCUGCUUUUGUCCUGAUGGCUUGACGCUCUUCAACAAAGCGUCCGGGAUAUGUGUUAAUAAAUGUGGAUGUCUCGAUGUGGCCCACAUCCCACGUGAGUUUAACGAGAGCUUUGAGCAAAACUGCCAAAACUGUGUUUGCGAGGAGUCCACCAAGUCUGUGACUUGUAAGCCGAAGGUGUGCCCAGCACUGCCCGUGGCCAAUUGCACGGAACCAGGAUACAUCCCUAUCAACCAAACUAAUCCGGAAGACCCUUGUUGCACCUCUUCCGUUUGCCGAUGUGACAGCAGGACUUGUCCACCCAUCAAAACAAAAUGUCCAGUUGGAUACAUGCAAUCAGUUGCCAUCCCCGGUGGAGGGUGCUGCCCACAACUCACCUGUGACCGUAAAAGAGUUUGUGUUCAUGAUGGCGUGGAACACAAGCCUGGUGCUUUAGUCAACGUGUUGGACUGUCACGACUGCGUCUGCAGCAGCAAAGAGCUGGACCCCAACAAUGGUCUUUUGAAAGUAGUCUGUCAGAUUCAGCAGUGUGACCAGAAAUGCAAACCGGGAUAUACGUAUGUCACUGAUUCAGACGAAUGCUGUGGGAGAUGUGUACAGACCCACUGUGUCCUCAAUGUCAGUGGAACUGAGAAGCUCUUGAAGUCAGGAGAAACCUGGUCACCUCCUGAGAAUAAAUGCAAGCAAACCUCAUGCACCAGAAGUGGUGACAGUUUGAUUACAACUAUUUCAGACAUUAUCUGCCCACUGUUCCAGCAGAGCAACUGCCAGCCUGGCACGAUUCAGACUGCUGCAAAUGGCUGCUGUGAAAUUUGUGUUGAGAAAGACAAGGUGUGUAGGAUAGGGUCAAUGAGGACCUUCAUUAAACACAAUGGCUGCCAGUCUAAUGAGGAGGUAGACGUGCCGUAUUGUGAAGGACAGUGCAACACAUUCAGCAAGUACUCCGAAAUGGCAGCCAUGAUGCAGCACACUUGCUCUUGCUGCAAGGAGUCACGAUACAGCAAUCGCACUAUUGAGUUGCAUUGUCAGAAUGGCAGUGUAGUAACUCAUGCAUACAUGCACGUGGAGGAGUGCGGCUGCAGCCACACAGACUGCACCCAACCUGCUGAACGUCCUGCCCGCAAGAGACGCAGCUUCACAUUGUUUUAAUGGAAACGCUACAUGCCACCAUUUCUCGAUACAUAGAGAAGUUAACCUGCUUUUGCUUUUCCCCUAUCUUUUAUGCUGAACUUUUAAAAGCAAUUUUCAGCAAAAACAAUGCGUCAUAAAAACUGCAACUCUC